AUGGAAAGCGGUACCGAGGACAGUUGCUCCAUCAGCGUUAGAUCUAGAACAGCCAGUAUAAACUCACAAGCUUAUGCUAUUCCCGAAACCAACGUAGAUGCUUCACAUUUGGAUGACAGCAGCAGCGAAGAUCCUGAAGAUGACGGUACCAGUGAGGAUGCCUUUUUGGAUCAGCUUGUCCCUGAAACAAGUAAUGCAUUUUUGAUAGGACAACCCGAUACUCCUAUGUUUGAUUCGUCAAAGUAUAUUUUCCAAUCAUUGGUCCAGUCGCUGAAUUCCGUUGACUUUUCAGAGGCGAUAGCAUUACAAACCAGAACAUCCGGCUUAAUCAAUUCGAAAAGUAGAGAGAUUAAGAAGCUGGUUACAGAUGUUCAAGAACGCCUGAAAUAUUUAGAAACGAGGUUUGAGAGAGGUGCAAAAACAUCGAGCAGAAUAAAACAUAAUUUAAAGCAGUUCACCCAUCAAGUGGAGCAGAUUAACGCGGCAUUCGAAACUGAUUAUCCAAUAGAGUUCAAUCAAGCCAAAGAAAAAGUUUAUGAGAGAAACUUCGAUGAUUAG
This is a messenger RNA of Lachancea fermentati, 558 nucleotides long. The record is from the annotation of a GenBank genome assembly. NCBI's taxonomy places the organism in Eukaryota, Fungi, Ascomycota, Saccharomycetes, Saccharomycetales, Saccharomycetaceae.